GAUCCAAUCGCGGAGAAGUUCUGAGGCCGGAGCGGAUUUGCAGGCCUUCGCCGCCAUCGGACCCGACAGGUGGACCGCAUACAGUCCCCAAAUUACUGUAGAAUUCUCACCGCCUCGUCCUCGGGCCGCCGGAGCCGUCUGCGCGGUGGGUCGCGCUUGCCUCUCACCCGCCGCCGCCGCAUGUGUUCAAGGUGUGAGAGGGGGGGAGCGUCGAAGCCGCCAUGCGAGUCCAAGGUGAAGUGUUCCUCUCCCCUGAGAUUGCAUUAUUCCGAUGGAAUCAAAUGCUCCGGUUGCUUUCGGGUUAGUACCUACACACAGAUGCGUCAUGCGUGAAACUAGACAAUCCGCAUCGGAGGCUGCAGCCAUCUCGCGAUUCUCUGCUACCUUGAGGCUGAAUUCGUCAGCGAAGCUUCCGCAGGGUGAUGCCAUGCGACGACCUACUGGUAAGGCAGCAGGGGAGGAUCCACCGCCGCACCCCGCCAGCAUGCAGCUCCUUCAGGGAGAGAAGUGGUGUAGAAAUAGAGGGAAGAAGGAGAGGAAAAAGAGCAAAGAAGAUGGUAAUGGGGUCAGGCCUUGGAGGCCGGCUGCACGAAGUACCUGAAACCAGACCUGUCUGCUAUAGGAACACCUACUAGCGAGUGAUUGAUGGAUUCCAACUCCUGAUCGCACAGAGCAGUGCAACACGUAGGAGAAGCCACUCUUCUGGCCCUCUUCACUGCAGGCUGUCAUGGAUCCUGGAAUUGUUGUAAGCACCAUUGGUGUAUUCGUCCAAGUGAUCUUUGACAAAUACCUCAGCUCCAAGUUAGAGCAGUGGGCAGCUCGUGCAAAUUUAGGAGGUGAAUUUCAAAACCUCCGAGGUCACCUCGAGAUGGCCAAGGCAAUACUUGAGACCCUGAAAGGCAGCGCCGCCAUGGAGAAGGGCAUCUGUCAACUUGCUCAAGAGUUGAAGUCAUCAGCUUACGAUGCAGAGGAUGUGCUUGAUGAGUUGGACUACUUGCAUCAUAUGGAAAUGGUGGAGGACAGAAGCCAGAACAAGGUUGCUACAAGCAGUGGUUUAUCAUUUCCUCCAGCCCUUCAGAGGGUUUUUCAUCAACCAGGUGCCAUCGCGCUCCCUCCAUUUAAAAGAGCCAGACAGAUUGUUAAUUGUGUGUCCUAUGACUUGGAUUCAAUCUCCUCUAAGAUGAAGUCCAUUGCUGAUCGUCUACAAAGAAUUACUGCCCAUACUGUGCGUGUUGCUCAGUUGAAGAAGUUAGUUGCUUUUGAUUACCAGCAACCGAAGCCUCCGAACUCGCGACAGACUAGUUCACUCUUGACUGAACCAGAGGUUUAUGGCAGAGACGAGGAGAAAAAUGCCAUUAUAAAGAUGCUCCUGGAGCCAAACAGAACAAGUAUGUACAAGAGCUUCUCCGUGCUCCCAGUUGUAGGUAUUGGUGGUGUGGGCAAGACAACUCUUGUUCAGUAUGUGUAUAAUGAUCCAACUAUCAUGAAUUCUUUUGAGGUAAGGGCAUGGGCAUGUGCCUCCGAUUUUCUUGAUGUCAAACAGGUUACAAUAGAUAUACUACAGUCAAUAGACGAAGAGGGAUAUCAUCAGCUUAUCAGUUCACGCAGUUUAGACAACAUUCAGACCACGCUGUUGAAGAAGCUAGGGAAUAGGAAGUUCCUAAUUGUUCUUGAUGAUGUCUGGUGUUGCAGUAAUUGGGAAUUGAUGUGCGCCCCCUUCUCAUCUGGGAUGCCUGGGAGCAAAAUCAUAUUAACAACUCGUCACCAGGAUAUAGCUAACAGUGUUGGCACCAUUCCAUCAGUCACUCUUAGAGGGUUGGAAGAUGGUCCUUUCUGGUCUUUAUUCAAACAAAACGCAUUUGGAGAUGACGAUAUUUUUUAUAAUUUGACUUCGAUUGGCAGAAAAAUAGCGAAUAGGCUUAAUGGUAUACCUUUGGCAGCAAAGACUAUUGGAAAGCUGUUGCACAAGCAACAUACAACAGGGCAUUGGAUGAGUAUAUUAGAUAGCAACUUAUGGGAGCUAAGACAAAGACCUCAAGAUAUCAUACCAGUCCUUCUCUUAAGCUACCAACACCUGUCCACAAACGUCCAGCGCUGCUUUGCAUUCUGCUCAGCAUUCCCCAAGGAUCACUCUUUCAGUGAAGAGGAGCUGAUAUUUUCCUGGAUGGCACAUGGCUUUAUUCAGUCCAUGAGAGGAGACAAAACUCCGGAGGAUAUUGCACGAGAAUACCUGUAUGAAUUGGCAUCAGCUUCGUUCUUCGAAGUCUCAGAAAAUGAUAACCUUUACAGAAUGCAUGGUUUAUUGCAUGACCUAGCAUGUUCAGUAGCCCAAGAUGAGUGCUUCGCCACCAAUGAUAAUUUUUCUAGAGGUAUCCCAAAUACAGUUCGCCACCUGUAUCUUCUUUAUCCAGACCAAGCUAAAAACUUUUGCCUUAAUUUUUCACUGGUCGAGCCUAGAUCACCGAGUCACGGAGAGUUACUUGAGAAAAGGCUACCUGGUGGUUUUGUGGAGCUGAAGAACCUACGCAGCAUAUGGUUCAGGAAUGCUUCGACAAUUGCAUUGUCUGACGAUGGAUUUUGGAAAAUGCCCAUAAACUACAGAAGAAUUGUUAAUCUUCGCAUACUAUGCUUACAUCAUAUAAACAGUGAAGCACUUUUGGUAACAGUUGGGGACUUGAUACAUUUGCGGUACCUUGACCUCAGGUUCUCUGACAUUUCGGAGUUGCCAGAAUCACUAUGCAAGCUUUACCAUCUGCAAGUGCUGGAUAUAAGAUCGUGCAAGAACCUUGUUAAAUUGCCAAUGGGUAUUAACAAUCUCAUUAGCCUUCGUCAUCUAUUAGUUGAUGAUUCGAGCAAGUUUCUUGCUGGUUAUGCUGGUAUUCCUUAUAUUGGAAAGCUCGCCAGCCUACAGGAGUUGGAUCUGUUCAAUGUUAGCAAAGAAGAGGCAUUUAACAUCGAACAACUAAAAGAGUUAAGGGAGAUGGGGCAAUCUCUUUCUAUUGGACACCUUGAGAACGUUGCAAGCAAGGAAGAAGCUAGUAAUUCAGGACUGAAGGAAAAAUAUCGCCUCAACGAGCUGACUUUAUCAUGGAGUAGCAAUUUGGAAGAUAGAGCUAGUGAUGCAGUAAUAAAUAUUCUUGAGGGUCUUGAACCCCAUCCAAAUCUCAAACAUCUCAGGAUAACACGUUACAGUGGAACUAUUUCACCUACAUGGUUAGCUAAUGAUCUAAACAUCAAAUACUUGGAGUCCCUCUACCUACAAGAUUGCUCAGGAUGGGAGGUGCUACCUCCUCUUGGGAAGCUUCCUUAUCUUAGGAAACUUCAUUCCAUUGGCAUGAAGGCCAUACGAUGUAUUGGCUCUGAAUUCUAUGGAAGUGGCUCUUUCAUGGGGUUUCCAUGUUUAGAAGAGUUGUAUUUCGCGAAGAUGCCAAAGUGGCAUUCAUGGUGUGGAGUUGAGAAAACAUGCUGCUUCCCUAAUUUGCUGACACUAACCAUCACAGACUGCACCAGCUUGCAGCUAAUACCAGUGGAGCAAUGGUCUGAACAAGUCUGCUAUGUAUGGUUUCCUCGCCUCCGUACGCUUGAUAUUGAAAACUGUCCCAGGCUUGCCCAGUUACCUCCACUUCCACAUGCUCCAACAUUAUCUAGGAUAAGUUUGAAAAAUGCGGGGACAAUUUCCAGCAUGGAACUGAAUGGUGACGAUUUUGUAAUUUGUGGUAUUUCUGAUUUGAAGAUGCAAAGACAGUACUCUUUGCAGUUCCAUAACUUAAGGAACCUCAAGAGUUUCAGCAUAUCAAGCUGUGAUAAUUUUGUGGUGUUGCCAUGGAAAGGCCAAGGGAAGAGUGCCACUUCUGAGGUAUCAAUAACAAUGCCUGAUGCCGGAUGCUCACUUUCCAGCAUCAAUGAGCUCAAAAUAUGUGGUUCUGGGGUAUCUGAGGACAUACUGCAUGAAAUUUUGACAAAUUCUGGUAUUCUUGACUGCUUGUCAAUAAAGUACUGCCCCCAGAUUACUACGCUUGAGCUGCAUCCAAUGACAAGGCUUGAUUAUCUGGUUAUAGAAGAUUGCCUAGAGCUCAGGUCACUGAAAUGUAUGCAAACUCUCAUUCAUCUGAGAGAAUUAACUGUGCUAAGAAGUCCUAAAUUCAUUGAGGGAUGGAAAAAUCUCGUACAGCUGACAGAAGGAUCACCUCAGGAAAUUGCUGCUUCUUUGAAAAGAUUGCACAUUGAUGAUUCAUCGUUCCUUACCAUGCCAAUAUGUAGGACACUUGGAUAUCUUCAGUACUUAAUGAUCGACUCUGAUCAACAGAUCAUGUCCUUAACUCAAGACCAGGAGCAAGCAUUCAGUAAACUAACUUCUUUGCGAACACUUGCAUUCAAUGAAUGCCCAAAUCUCCGCGCUUUGCCUGCAAGGCUGCACCAGAUUUCCUCUCUCAAGAGGUUGGAUAUAUCGUCAUGUGAGAGCAUCAAUUCCCUGCCACACCAAGGAUUGCCAGGUUCACUGGAACGAUUGUUCAUAGUUGGAUGUAGCCUGUUGAGAGAGAAGUGCAUAGAUGGUGGGAUUGACCAAAACAAGAUUGUACAUAUCAGGGAGAUAAUUUUAUAAUUACAACAUUAUGCUCUCCAAUGAUAUACAAGUGCAUUCGGAUGGAAUAUUCAGAUGGGAGAUUGUUCUAGACAGCAUUUUUGGCAUUCUUUCCAUGCAGAACAGGAUCAAGAUAGGAUAAAAAAACAGCAAGAAGGUCGCAGGUAUGGCCAACUAACCAUGAGGAGUGUGGAGAUAAGGUUCCUUCAAACAGUUUCGACUGGUGUAUAGUAGGACUGAUGUGAUGUGGUCUGGGUGUGCCAGCCUGCAUCAGCUGAGGAACUGCGCGGCACAUGCACCUGCACUGCAGGGCACCAAUGGCGACGGCCUCUGGUGCUUCCUCGCUUGCUUAAUUCUGCGUCCACCUGGUGACAGAGUAAGCUGGCCGACAGUGCUAUUGAUAGACAAGGAGUAGAUGGAUCCAGUCAGAUUUGACUCUGUGUCGCAGUCCCCUGCUGAUCUUAGUUUUUUU
Phragmites australis (common reed) is the source of this 5054-nucleotide messenger RNA. Its product is annotated as disease resistance protein RGA2-like. The transcript is spliced from 6 exons. The record is from RefSeq and is a predicted model, not a curated record. NCBI's taxonomy places the organism in Eukaryota, Viridiplantae, Streptophyta, Magnoliopsida, Poales, Poaceae. Gene Ontology annotation, biological process: defense response to other organism. Gene Ontology annotation, molecular function: ADP binding. The coding region runs from base 728 to 4603 and encodes 1291 amino acids.